This is a messenger RNA of Syngnathoides biaculeatus (alligator pipefish), 6551 nucleotides long. RefSeq names its product sodium leak channel, non-selective (gene nalcn). The transcript has 43 exons. Gene Ontology annotation, molecular function: monoatomic cation channel activity. Gene Ontology annotation, cellular component: membrane. Lineage: Eukaryota; Metazoa; Chordata; Actinopteri; Syngnathiformes; Syngnathidae. Gene Ontology annotation, biological process: monoatomic ion transport; transmembrane transport. The record is from RefSeq and is a predicted model, not a curated record. Bases 636 to 5894 code for a protein of 1752 amino acids.
AAAUACCAAAAAGGUGUGAUUCGUUGAAUUCUGCGAGUGGUUGUAAAUCAGGGACCAUCAACUUUUCUUGAAACUUGUGAACGCCAUCGAAAUGGAUUUGGAAAAUACCACAAAACCUUCUUCGUGGUGGCUCGAUGUACGUACCGCUAAGUCUAACGCGCUACACUUUAAAGAUGGGGUCAGGAACCUGUGGCUCGCGAGCCAUACCUGUUCCCGUUUGGUGGUGGCAUAUGGCCCCAGGAGCCCUCCUAACGACGUACUAUACAUGUGAUUUCUGUCGUACAAAGAAGGUUUGUCUUAGUGGGGUUGCCGUAGUUAGGUGUGGGAGGCAACGCAAAUGAGGUAGAGACAGUUUGGCCUAGUGAGUUGCCGUAGUUUUUGCAUGGUAGUCGAUGUCCAGAGGUGAGGAAGGGUCCUGCUGCGUGACUAAAUUUACAGAUGGGGAGGAUUCCAAAGCAUUCGCAACGUCUUGCCACCUUUGCAUGAAGACAAGAACAUCAAAUGUAUAAAAGACAGGCCUUUGUGGGCAAGAAGUGUUCAUCAUCGUAUCGGCCCGACGGCAGAUCAAAUUGAAUUCCGUUCACGAUGAACGGAUGGAAAUCUCAACGCCUGCGUGAAGCGUCAUCUGCCGACGUAUGAAAAACAUUAGCAAGAACCGGGAAGCGCCUAAAGUCACAUUCACGAUCCACUCUCUGUAUAGCACGGCGAGCCCCAGCAUGCUAAAGAGGAAGCAGAGCUCCCGGGUCGAGACCCAGGCCAUGACCGACUUCGGGCCCGACGAGACUCUCGCCGACAGCGCCGACAUCUUCUGGAUCAACAAACCGUGGGUGCACACGCUGCUGCGAGCCUGCGCCAUCAUCAGCGUCAUCUCGGUGUGCAUGAACACCCCCAAGACGUUUGAGCACUACCCGCCGCUGCAGUAUGUGACCUUCACGCUGGACACGCUGCUCAUGUUCCUCUACACGGCCGAGAUGAUCGCCAAGAUGCACAUCAGGGGAAUCAUCAAGGGGGAUAACUCUUACGUGAAAGAUCGCUGGUGCAUGUUUGACGGAUUCAUGGUCUUUUUCAUCUGGGUGUCCCUGGUGUUGCAGGUGUUUGAGAUAGCAGAGCUGGUGGAUCAGAUGUCUCCGUGGGGGAUGCUGAGAAUCCCCCGAGCGCUGAUUAUGAUCCGGGCCUUCAGGAUCUACUUCCGUUUUGAGCUUCCUCGCUCCCGCAUCACCAACAUUCUCAAGCGCUCCGGGGAGCAGAUCUGGAGUGUAUCCAUCUUCCUGCUGUUCUUUCUCUUGCUUUAUGGAAUUCUGGGCGUGCAGAUGUUUGGAACCUUCAACCAUCACUGUGUUACCAACGAUACACAAAAAGGCAACGUGACGUGGAAUAGCUUGGCCAUCCCGGACACCCACUGCUCCCCCGACGGCGAGGGCUACCAGUGUCCUCUGGGCUUCAAGUGCAUGGACCUGGAAGAACUGGGCCUCAGCAGGCAGGAACUUGGCUACAGCGGCUUCAAUGAGCUGGGGACAAGCAUCUUUACCGUGUACGAGGCUGCCUCUCAGGAGGGUUGGGUCUUCCUCAUGUACCGAGCAAUCGACAGCUUCCCUCGCUGGCGCUCUUAUUUCUAUUUCAUCACUUUAAUUUUCUUCCUGGCGUGGCUCGUGAAGAACGUCUUCAUCGCCGUCAUCAUCGAGACCUUUGCCGAAAUCCGAGUCCAGUUUCAGCAGAUGUGGGGCUCCAGGAGCAGCACCACGUCCACGGCCACCACGCAGAUGUUCCACGAAGAUUCCGCCGGGGGCUGGCAACUCGUAGCCGUGGACGUCAACAAACCGCACGGCCGAGCGCCCGCCUGCCUCCAGCAACUGAUGCGCUCAUCUGUGUUCCACAUGUUCAUCUUGAGCAUGGUUGCCGUCGACGUCAUCGUUGCUGCCAGCAAUUAUUACAAAGGCGAGAACCACCGCAGGCACUACGACGAGUUUUACCUGGCGGAAGUGGCCUUUACGGUUCUGUUUGACCUGGAAGCGCUUCUGAAGAUUUGGUGUUUGGGCUUCAGCGGCUACUUCAGCUCCUCCCUGCACAAGUUUGAAUUGUUGCUGGUGGUGGGCACCACCUUGCACAUCUACCCAGAUCUCUACCACUCCCAGUUCACCUAUUUUCAGGUCCUCCGAGUGGUACGUUUGAUCAAGAUCUCGCCGGCAUUAGAAGACUUUGUCUACAAGAUAUUUGGACCAGGUAAAAAGUUGGGCAGCCUGGUGGUGUUCACAGCCAGCCUCCUCAUCGUCAUGUCGGCCAUCAGUCUGCAGAUGUUCUGUUUUGUGGAGGACCUGGACCGCUUCACCACCUUUCCCAGGGCGUUCAUGUCCAUGUUCCAGAUCUUGACUCAGGAGGGCUGGGUGGACGUCAUGGACCAGACGCUGGUGGCGGUCGGUCACAUGUGGGCCCCUGUCGUGGCCAUUUACUUCAUCCUCUACCAUCUCUUUGCUACCCUGAUUCUGCUCAGCCUUUUUGUGGCAGUUAUAUUGGACAAUCUUGAGCUCGACGAAGACUUGAAAAAACUCAAGCAGCUCAAGCAAAGCGAGGCAAACGCCGACACCAAAGAGAAACUCCCCCUGCGGCUGCGGAUCUUUGAAAAGUUCCCCAACCGACCCCAGAUGGUGAAAAUCUCCAAGCUGCCGUCGGACUUCACCGUGCCCAGAAUCAGGGAGAGCUUCAUGAAGCAGUUCAUCGACAGGCAGCAGCAGGACCCCAGCUGCCUGUUCCGAAGACUCCCCUCGGCCUCGUCGUCCUCCUGUGACCACUCCAAGCGCUCGGCCGUCGAAGACAACAAGUAUAUCGACCAAAAGCUUCGCAGGUCAAUAUUUAGCAUCCAGGCUCGGAACCUGCUGGAAAAAGAAACCACCAUCAAUAAAAUACUGCGGGCGUGCACCAGGCAGCGCAUGCUGAGCGGUUCUUUGGACGGCCAGCCGGCCAAGGAGCGGUCCAUCCUCAGCGUGCAGCAUCACAUCCGCCAAGAGCGCCGGUCGUUGCGGCACGGCUCCACCAGUCAGCGCAUCAGCCGAGGGAAGUCGCUGGAGACGCUCACCCAGGACCAUUCGAGCACCGUGCGCUACCGCAACGCCCAGCGAGAGGACAGCGAGAUCAAGAUGAUCCAAGAAAAGAAAGAACAAGCAGAGAUGAAACGAAAAGUCCAGGAGGAGGAGCUGCGGGAGAACCACCCGUACUUCGACAAGCCUCUCUUCAUCGUCGGCCGGGAGCAUCGCUUCAGGACCUUCUGCCGGAUGAUCGUCCGAGCCCGCUUCAAUGCAUCUAAAACGGACCCCAUCACAGGAGUGGUGAAGAACACAAAGUACCACCAACUGUACGACCUGUUGGGCCUGGUGACGUAUUUGGACUGGGUGAUGAUCAUCGUGACCAUCUGCUCGUGCAUCUCCAUGAUGUUCGAGUCGCCCUUCACCCGCGUCAUGCACGUGCCCACCCUGCAGAUCGGGGAGUACGUCUUCGUCAUCUUCAUGAGCAUCGAGCUGAACCUGAAGAUCAUGGCCGACGGCCUGUUCUUCACGCCCACGGCGGUCAUCAGGGACUUCGGCGGCGUGAUGGACAUCUUCAUCUACCUGGUGAGUCUCAUCUUUCUGUGCUGGCUGCCGCACGACGUCCCUCCCGAAUCGGGCGCCCAGCUGCUGAUGAUGCUGCGCUGCCUGCGACCUCUCCGGAUCUUCAAGCUGGUGCCCCAGAUGAGGAAGGUGGUGCGGGAGGUCCUCAAAGGCUUCAAGGAGAUUUUCCUGGUUUCCAUUUUACUUCUCACGCUCAUGCUCGUCUUCGCCAGCUUCGGAGUUCAACUGUUUGCCGGAAAGUUGGCCAAGUGCAAUGACCCCCACGUUCUCAGACAGGCCGACUGUCACGGUAUUUUCCGGAUUAACGUCAGCGUUUCCAAAAAUCUCAACCUGAAACUGAAACCCGGAGAGAAGAAGCCCGGAUUCUGGGUUCCAAGGGUCUGGGCCAACCCUCGCAACUUCAAUUUCGACAACGUGGGGAACGCCAUGUUGGCGCUGUUCGAGGUGCUGUCGCUGAAAGGAUGGGUGGAAGUCCGAGACGUCAUCAUUCACCGCGUUGGACCGAUCCACGGCAUCUACAUCCACGUCUUCGUCUUCUUGGGGUGCAUGAUCGGACUCACGCUCUUCGUGGGCGUCGUCAUCGCAAACUUCAAUGAAAACAAGGGCACAGCUUUGCUGACUGUGGACCAGCGACGAUGGGAAGAUUUGAAGAGUCGCCUGAAAAUCGCGCAACCUCUCCACCUCCCUCCUCGUCCGGAGAACGGCGGUUUCCGGGCCAAGAUGUACGACAUCACGCAGCACCCUUUCUUCAAGCGGGGCAUCGCCGUGCUGGUGUUGGCUCAGUCGGUGCUGCUCUCGGUCAAGUGGGACGUGGACGACCAAGUGACGUUUCCUCUGGCCACCAUGUCGGUGGUCUUCACCUUUAUAUUUGUCCUGGAGGUAACCAUGAAGCUGAUCGCCAUGUCUCCGGCCGGUUACUGGCAGAGUCGACGGAACCGUUACGACCUGCUGGUGACGUCGCUCGGCGUCAUUUGGAUUGUGCUUCACUUUGCUCUCCUGAAUGCAUAUACCUACAUGAUGGGCACGUGUGUGAUCGUCUUCAGAUUCUUCACAAUAUGUGGAAAGCAUGUGACGCUGAAGAUGCUGUUGCUGACCGUGGUGGUCAGCAUGUACAAGAGCUUUUUCAUCAUCGUGGGGAUGUUCCUGCUCCUGCUCUGUUACGCCUUCGCCGGCGUCGUCCUCUUCGGCACCGUCAAGUACGGAGAGAACAUCAACCGGCACGCCAACUUCUCCACGGCGGGCCAAGCCAUCACCGUCCUCUUUCGCAUCGUCACAGGGGAGGACUGGAAUAAAAUCAUGCACGACUGCAUGGUCUUCCCGACGCAGGUGCAGGCUCCGUUCUGCACCCCGGACGAGCAUCGCUACUGGGAGACGGACUGCGGCAACUACGCCGGCGCCCUCAUCUACUUCUGCUCCUUCUACGUCAUCAUCGCCUACAUCAUGCUCAACCUUCUCGUGGCCAUCAUCGUGGAGAACUUCUCGCUGUUCUACUCCACCGAGGAGGACCAGCUGCUGAGCUACAACGACCUCAGGCACUUCCAAAUCAUCUGGAACAUGGUGGACGACAAGCGGGAGGGCGUGAUCCCGACGUCCAGGGUGAAGUUCCUGCUGCGGCUGCUCAGGGGCCGGCUGGAGGUGGACCUGGACAAAGACAAGUUGCUCUUCAAGCACAUGUGCUACGAGAUGGAGCGACUCCACAGCGGAGGAGACGUCACCUUCCACGACGUGCUCAGCAUGCUGUCCUAUCGCUCGGUGGACAUCCGCAAGUCUCUCCAGCUGGAGGAGCUGUUGGCCCGGGAACAGCUGGAGUACACCAUCGAGGAGGAGGUCGCCAAGCAGACCAUCCGCAUGUGGCUGAAGAAGUGCCUGAAACGCAUCCGUGCCAAGCAGCAGCAGUCGUGUAGCAUCAUCCACAGCCUGAGAGAAAGCCAGCAGCAGGAGCUGAGCCGCCUCCUCAACCCGCCCAGCAUCGAGACCACCGUGCCGAGCGAGGACCGCAACGCCGACAACCCGGACCGCCCGUCGCAGCCCGAGAUGAGCGGCCUCCAGCAGCUGCUCAGUCCCACCUUGUCCGACAGAGGCGGCUACAGGCAGGACUCCUCCGACCUGGGCAAGCCGCAGAGGAAGCUGGGACAGUGGCGGCUUCCCGCAGGUCGCACCAGCGUCCGGUCCAUCGUGUGCAAGAUGAACCCCGGCAACGACGAGGCCUCCUCGGGGUCAGAGGUGAAGAAGUGGUGGACCCGCCAGCUGACGGUGGAGAGCGACGAGAGCGGCGACGACCUCAUCGACAUUUAGGUGCACCCGUCCCGACCGACGGACGCUCAGCUUCCGUGUUUUUUUUUAAUUUUCCCCCUCUUACGUGUUCACGCCCUCGCUGGAUGAAAAGACUUCUUUUGAAUUUUGGCCAAACGGCGGCAUCAAGCGGCGAGGACGCGACGCCGGAUCGAUGGAGGAAAAGCUGCUCUUGUUUGCGUAUUCGGCUGCGAGGCUCCUUCGCGUCCGAUUUGACCGCGGGCGGCUUUUCGUUUCUUUUCCGGUCACUUUAUCCAUUUGGAGUUGCCAGGGCGAGGCCGCGUACGUCGUCGCGAUGGGAAAUAGUCCGCGGCUGUAAAAGUCGUUUGCAGAGGUUGACUCCGUGCAAGACGCGGCAAGAAGUUUCCGGAAAGAGUGAGUGUAGAAUUAGUUGUUAUGAAAUGUGACUUAUGUCUAGAGCAAAGCCCAACAUUCCCUUUUCAUUCCAUUUUUCACGUAGGCACUUCGGUGUUUCCAUUUGAAAUUGUUUGGAGGAAAAUGAAAAUGACGUUGAGGAGUUCCAGCUUUUUUUUUAACACGCUGCUAAUAUUCUGAAGUGGAAAAAAAUCAUGGAUUUAUGACUGAAUGUCAUUUAAGCUGUAAAUGAAUUUAUCUUCUAAUUAAAGGCCUGCCUGCUGUGUGCAGGCACUCGUGAGAAGA